Paramormyrops kingsleyae is the source of this 6778-nucleotide messenger RNA. NCBI's taxonomy places the organism in Eukaryota, Metazoa, Chordata, Actinopteri, Osteoglossiformes, Mormyridae. The record is from RefSeq and is a predicted model, not a curated record.
CCUGGCUUUGUCGUCUUCCCAAUUUUGCCUUUGGGUAAAUUAGUGGCCAGCUAGUGAAAACGCUUGAGAACCAUCCAGGUGCAACGUGCAUCACAUGUGACCUGCUCGGGUCUUGACGGGUUAAUGAUCCGUGGGCGUUAACGUGACCGGCACCAAAUGGGAGUAUCGAAUAGUAGGGGGUGUACUUUGUGCAAACUACUUCUGUCCUGUUUUGCAACUACAACCAACGUGAAUGUCGUAAGAUGUCUGUUCAAUCCCCCCUCUACAAUAUCAGACAUUUUUAAUCGUGCUCUUGUUUACGCGCCACUACGGUGGCACUACGUUUUCAUGCAAGCAUCACUUCUAGUUGUCCAUAGAAGAUACUAUUUGAACAGCCACAACACCAACUCAAACAUAAAAACUCACAAGCGCAUUUUUAUGCGCCGCGAGCGAAACGCCUCGCAAGAGAUUCGGCAGAGACUCCUCCCCCUUGGCGCGCGCCCUUGACUCCACAGAGCGUCAUUGCGCGUGAGCGGUGCUGUCUUGUUUGUUUGUGUAGAGGGCGAAAAAUGGCGGAGGGCAGAGACCCGAGCUAGAACUAGAGACACGAAACGUCAGCUCUUAACGUUCGUGACAGCUGGUAGGGGCCACUGCCCUGCGUCGAGUGCAUCCCCGGUGCGUCCGCCGAACUCGGGUAGCGAAGGACGAGCGCAUUGCGAGCGGAGCGGAGUUUUGGAGGAGCAGCUUUAGCUGGCAUUACUACGGCUGCAGCGAGUACUGCCCACUAGCCGCUGAAGUGUCGGCAGCUAGCUGGCUGGCUAACUAGCCGCGGCUAACGCUUACGCGCUACUCUCGCGGCGUGCGCGUGAAAGCUGCGCUUUUUUUUCUCUCGCCGAGGGUAGGGAGUCCGUCCCCCGCGUCGUACAUCUGGCGAGCGACCCGACGGGAAAGCCGAAAGGCGGACUCUGGCGUCGGGAGUUCGCACACGAAUGUCUUCGUAAGUUCACCGUCCUGUCUUGCAGAGGAUCACAGCGGCGACCCGAGAAGACAGGUGUGUGAUACCUCAGGAUGAGUGCCCUAGGGGAGAGUGCCCGUGACCCCGUGCACCCGGAGUCCCGCAAGAGGAAAGGAUCGCUGUGUGACACGUCAGGCCUGAGCGCGGAGAAGCGGCGGCGGGAGCUGGAGAGCCGCUACAUCACCGAGCUGGCGGAGCUGCUAUCGGCGCAUAUGGGCGACAUCUCCAGCCUGAACGUCAAGCCGGACAAGAGCCACAUCCUGCGCAAUGCCAUCGACCAGAUCCAGCAGAUCAAGCUGCGUGAACAGGAAAAGGCAGCGAUGUUGAUGGAGGAUGACGUGCAGAAGAGCGACGUGUCGUCCAGCAGCCAGGCCCUGAUGGAGAAGGAGGCCCUGGGUCCUCUUCUGCUGGAGGCCUUGGAUGGCUUUUUCUUCGUGGUGAACCGCGAGGGCCGGAUCGUCUUCGUCUCCGAGAAUGUUACGGCCUACCUGGGCUACACGCAGGAGGAGCUGAUGACCUCCAGCGUCUACAGCAUCCUGCACGUGGGCGACCACAAUGACUUCGUCCGCAACCUGCUCCCCAAGAGCCUGGUAAACGGGGUGCCCUGGCCGCAGGAGAGUGCGCGCAGGAACGGCCACACCUUUAACUGCCGGAUGCUGAAGCGGCCGCCAGACGAGGUGGACUCGGAGAACCUGGAAGCGCGGCAGCAGUACGAGGUCAUGCAGUGCUUCACCGUGCCAGAGCCCCGGGCGGUACACGAGGAGGGCGAGGACCUCCAGAGCUGCCUCAUCUGCAUCGCCUGUCGCUCCCCUCGCUCCCAGCAGAUCCCGGUCAACACAGAGUCCUUCAUCACCAAGCAGGACCCCACAGGGAAGAUCAUCUCCAUAGAGACGAGCGCACUGAGGGCCACAGGCCGGCCCGGUUGGGAGGACCUGGUACGGAAGUGCAUCUAUGCCUUCUUCCAGCCGCAGGGGAAGGACCCAUCCCACGCCAAGCAGAUGCUGCACGAGGUGAUCACCCACGGCACGGCCAUCAGCCCCGUGUACCGCUUCACCCUCAGCGACGGAACCACGCUCAGCGCCCAGACCCGCUGCCGCUUCUGCUGCCCCCCCAACCCCGACGUGCAGCCCUUCAUCAUGGGCAUCCACACCAUCGACAGGGAACACAACACUGCUAGCUCUCAGGAAAACACUACCCCCAGCCUUCCUCCAAAGCACGGGAGUCCGACUCCUGGCCAACCCUCCCGCUCCCCUGCUGUCCAGCCCAGCAGUGACCUCAACCAGGCCGCGGGCCUCGGCCUGCAACUUAACGGCGGCGGCACCGGGCCGGCCACGCCCACCAGCCAUUCAGCCGGCUACCUGACCCCCAACAGGAUGUGCCCCCAGCAGGUCAACAGCCCCUCUCCUCUCAGUAGCCCCUUGGGGGCGACCCCUACCUCUUUCAUGUCCCCCAGGCCGCCACGGGGUAGCCCUGGCCUCGGGGGUAGUCCGCGGGUCCCCGGGAACCCUUUCUCGCCCUCCACGCCAGGCCUGCACUCCCCCGCGGGAGCAGCGAGCGGAAGCGGAGGCGGCCUCACUCGGCAGUUAUCGGGCUGCGAGGGGACCGGGGCAUCCCUGGGCUUCUCCACUCCCUCACCACGACCUCAGAGGCAGGGUGCCACCCCAGCCAGCUCUCCGGUGCGCCCCCCUCCCGCCAAGCCGCCCGAGGGCCCCCCCGAGGAUGCCGCUAAGGCCCCGCCCUCGCUCGGCAACCCCAAGCUGCUGAACCAGCUCCUGGACAACGGCGCCGCUCGUCCGGCCGAGCGCGUCCCGUCUGCAGCGGCUUCGCCCCCGGUGACCGGCUCGUGCCCGGCCUCCCACAGCUCGCUGACGGAGCGGCACAAGAUCCUGCACCGCCUCCUACAGGACAGCAGCCCCACGGAGCCCAGCGAGGGCGGGUCUGACUCUGGCCUGGCCGUCGGUGCCGCACAGAAGGACGCGGAAAUUAAAAAGGAGAGGCCCGCCAGCCCCGCUAGGGAAUCUCAGGAUCCGCCACAGGACCACCAGCUGCUACGCUUCCUCCUGGACACGGACGAGAAGGACCUGGAGAACCUGCCACCUCCGUCCCUCCUCUCCCUGCAGACGGUACGGGUCAAGACCGAGGUCAAGAGGGAGGGGACCUGCGGCACCACCAGCUCUCCAAAGCCUGGAGACCAGCCCGCCAACCCGUUUUCCGCCGCUGACCUGGACGCCUUGAAUCAGCUAGUGCCCCCGCCGCAGAGGACGACUCCCGUGGCCAGGCAGCCGGAGGACCCCGCCGCAUCCCAGCCUCCAGAGACCAACAUUCCCAAGGGUGUGAGCAUGAAGCAGGAGCUGCCCGGCACACCGAGCCGCGGGUUUGGUGACGGCUCCGUCUUCCAGCCGUCUUUCGAGUUAUGCAGCCCAUCCACCCCCAGCCGGGGUCAGCCGGACCCGUUCCAGCCUAGCAAAGGCGGCAGCCCGUUUCCGGACCCGGCUCACGGUGCGCCUUUUGGCGGCGGCGAUGCAGGGGUGUCCAAACUGGAGCUAACCAGCCCCCAGGCGUUUGCACCAGUGGGUCUGACGGAGCCUAUGCCAUUUGACGCGGCCAUGGGAGGGGCCCCUCAGGCUCCUCUGCCUACUCAGGAGCAGUGCACCCCCAGCACCUUGGAUGACAUGCUGUGCCCCCCCACCACCCCAGAGGGACGCAGUGAUGAGAAGGCCCUGCUGGACCAGUUAGUGUCCUUCCUGAGUGGCACGGACGAGAGCGAGCUGGCGGAACUGGACCGAGCACUGGGCAUCGAUAAGCUGGUGCAGGGCGGCUGCCUGGACCCCCUGUCCCAGCAGUACCCUGCCCAGCCCCUGCCCUCCAACCCCAUGCCCAUGGACCCUAAGCUGCCUGCGUACCAGCCGCAGUUCCCUCUUGGCUCCUCACAGUUCCCGCAGGACGUGAGCCGCCCGCAGCAGCAGAGCAUGAGUUUCUGCUCGCCCCGUGGGGCCUUCCCUGGGAACAUGGGCAUGGCACUGCGGCCAGGCGUGCCGCGGGCGCAGGGAGUGCCCAACCAGCUCAGGAUGCAGCUACAGCAGAGGCUGCAAGGCCAGCAGCAGAUCGUGCACCAGAACAGGAUGGCAGCUAUCGGCCAGUUCCCAGGGACAGGGCAUCUUGCCAUGGGCAUGCGACAGGGCAUGCAGCAGCCCCAGAUGCCCUCGCAGCCACCGCUGAACGCACAGAUGAUGGCGCAGAGGCAGCGGGAGCUCUACAGCUUCCAGCACCGCCAGAGGCAGCUCCUGCAGCAGAAGGCCAUGCUGAUGAGGCAGGGCAUGGCGCCAGGGCCGAUGGGGGGCCCCAAGGGCCCCCAGCAGCCUCAGCAGCAGCAACCUCCGCAGUUCGCCUACCCCACAGGUUACAGCCCCGGGCCAGGAAACCCCCCAAGCUCACCCGGCAACUUUAAUCCCAUGGGAGGGGUGCCGACAGACCCCAAGAUGGGCAGCAGGAGGCCUGUGGUAUCCCAGAGUAUAAUGGGAGGCAUGCAGGGCCAGUUUGGUGGCGUGGUGAACUCCGCAGUACAACCCGCCCCCUUCCAGCAGUUUGCAGGAGCAGGUUUGGUCCAGCAGGGGGAGCCACCUUUUGCACCAGCCCUCAGCCCAACCAGCCCCCUCCUCUCACCACAGAUGUCCACGCCGCAGACACCUCUGCUCCCGCAGACGCAGCCUUCUAUGGGCUACCAGUCGCCUGACAUGAAGAGCUGGCAGCAAGGAGGCAUGGGGAACAACAGUAUGUACAGCCAGUCCGGACAGACUCCGUCCCAGGCCUUUGGACAACAGGGCGUGUACAACAACAUGAGCAUCACCGUCUCAAUGGCGGGUGGAUCUAGCGGCGUGGGCUCUCUGACUCCCAUGGGACCUUCUGUCGGCAUGGGCAACAGUAACCUGGGCAACAUCAGCCCAAUGUGUAAUGAUCAGGUACAGCAGGUUCAGGUGUUUGCUGAUGUCCAGUGCACCGUCAACCUGGUGGGCAGCGACUCCUACCUGAACCAGCCGGGCCCCAUGGCAUCACAGAAGGGGGGGGCAGCCACCCAGAGCGCCCAGUCUCAGCAGAAAAGCCUCCUGCAGCAGCUCCUAACCGAGUGACACUCUGAGCACUGGGGAGUGCUGCCCUACAGUGAGAUAUUUAUAUUUUUUUACAAGUCUGCUUCUAAUUUCCAGCAGGAUGGAUUCUGAGGAAAUUAUAUUUUUUGGUGGGGCUUGGAGGGGGGGAGGAUAGACGGCUGAUUGGACGUCUUAGGCUGCAGGUGGUGCGCUCAUUCUUGGUUACCUACUUUAGAGCUUGCGAUUCCCAGCCAGGAGAAGGAAAGUGUUGCCGAUUCCCCGAGCCUGAAGGAGGACCCUUUUGCCUGGCGAGCCUCAUUGGCCAGUCCGCUGCAGCGCUUCACGGAGAGCGAAGGCAGGGUCUGGGGCCCGGCGCGGUCCUGGCCAGCCGAUCUGACUGCAUGAUGGGGGGACUUUUUAGAGGGGGCUUACCCGCCUCCCCCCACCACCCUCUUCCCAUCGUGUGAGGAAAGCUCAGUUUCAGCUGGAUUUGUCGCUGAUUGGCUCUCCACUGCAGUGCCUGGUGGGAGAUCUUUCCCAGUUCUGUUUAUUUGUUGUUUAUUUUUUUCUUGGUGAAUUAGAACAAGAAAGGCCAGGAUGGGAGACUGUAGUGUAGCACACUGUCUGCCCCAGGGUUUUCCUGGGGGGGGAUCAUAGAUACUAGACUCAAACUGUCCGACACAAAUGUUGUUAUUGUUGUUGUUGUUUUUUUUUUUUAAAGCAGCUGUGAAUAUGAGCCACUUGGGAUCUCAUUGGCCUAUCAGUGUUCGCCAUACAUACCAUGCAGGUCGAUAGUAUUGUACAGUACCAAUGGACAAGAUUGGAAUGCACUAACACUUUCUGCUUUUCUUUUAAAACGUCACUCACUCGUUGAGACAGCAGUCAUUUUCCAAGUCAAAGCUGACAGAUGUUUUUGGGUUUGAAGCAGGAUUUUUUUUAUAUAUAUAUAUAUUAAUAAUGAAAAUGAUGAUCAUUUUUAGCUGAUCCAAGCCAAGAAACAGGAUCUGCUGCAGUGUGUUUUAAAUCAGACUCCAGCUUCUACCCAGCAAAACUUUCGUCUUGUGUGGAAAAAGUCUCCAAGGAGAAGAUUGUUUUGAAUUUGAAUGUUGAAAUUUUGGCGAGCCUGGCUUUUUGGUCGUCCAACUCGGGCUGUCACAGUCUUACAUAAUUAACCGACCAUGUAAUUGAUUUAGGUCAAACGGUAAACAUGUAAACUUUUAGGUGCCGAUUUUUCUUACUUUUGAACGUCAGUCGUCUAAAUCCGAAGGCGUGUACAGACGCUGCAUGUGGGAGCUGACGCAGUGAGGAUGUCAUUGCCGGGGCUCUAGCCCUCACUGCAGCUACAACUACUCACCUGACUACUGUUGCCUAGUCAGAUACUGUCAAUCAGCACCAGCCUCUGUUGACACCGGCGAAACACUAUAACUGACAAACCUUGGCGAUGAGACGUGUCCGCAGAAGAUUGACAUCACGUUAAAGACGAACGAGGAGGUUACUAACAAGCAAUAAUAGCACUCUGGAGAUCUGGUUAAUUAAAGUAGGAUCAGCUGGAUUAUGACAUUGAAAUGGAAAUCUAAUUUAUUCCUCCCCCGACCCCCUGCCGGCUCCUUUCUGGGUAACAGAGUAAGUCUCACUAAUGAAAUGCUUUUUUUUAAUAUAUAUAUAUAUAUAUAUAUAUAUAUAUAUAUAUAUAUAUAUA